AUGGAACAUUUGAAAACAUCAUCAAAUCAAAGUUUAAAUCACGAAUAUACUUUAUGUGUUUUUGGUGAAGGUGCUGUUGGAAAAACUUCUCUUACAACACAAUUUGUGGAAGGUGUUUUUACGAGUAAAUAUCAUACAACUAUUGAAGAUGUUUUUAAAAAAACUAUUGAGGUUGAUGGAAAACGAUUUAUUCUCGAAAUUGUUGAUACAGCUGGAACAGAAAACUUUACAGCAAUGCGUGAUUUAAAUAUACAACAUAGUCAAGGUUUUGCUAUUGUGUAUUCAAUAACAUCACAAGCAACAUUUGAUCAUCUUCAUUAUAUUUAUAAUCAAAUUAUGAAUAUUAAAAAAGAACAACCAGCAAUGGUACUUGUUGGAAAUAAAAUUGAUUUAUCUGGUAUGAAAAGAGCUGUUCAUAGAGAAAAAGGUCAAGCAUUAGCUGAUGAAUGGAAGUGUUCUUUUUAUGAGACAUCAGCGAAAGAUUCGAUUAAUGUUCAUGAAAUCUUCAUUGAUUUAAUAAGACAGAUUGAUCGUCGAACAUCAUGUACAAGAAAAACAUCAAUAUUCGAAGAUAUACCUUUAUUGACUAAUUCACUAAUUGAAAACAUUUUUUGUUGUCUAAUUGUUCCUCGAAAAAAAAAAGCAAAAGAAAUCAUGAAAUAA
This is a messenger RNA of Rotaria sp. Silwood2, 663 nucleotides long. Lineage: Eukaryota; Metazoa; Rotifera; Eurotatoria; Philodinida; Philodinidae. The record is from the annotation of a GenBank genome assembly.